Nicotiana tabacum (common tobacco) is the source of this 673-nucleotide messenger RNA. RefSeq names its product small ribosomal subunit protein uS10y. Lineage: Eukaryota; Viridiplantae; Streptophyta; Magnoliopsida; Solanales; Solanaceae. Gene Ontology annotation, cellular component: small ribosomal subunit; ribosome. The record is from RefSeq and is a predicted model, not a curated record. Gene Ontology annotation, molecular function: RNA binding; structural constituent of ribosome. Gene Ontology annotation, biological process: translation.
ACUCAAAAUCAACUACCCCAUUAUCCUCCUUAAAGAAAAUCGAAGCUGCGGCUACGUCCAUUGCAUCUUCGUCGCAUCACUCUCAACAAAUCAAAUCAAAUUAUGGCGUAUGCAGCAAUGAAGGCAACAAAACCAGGGCUAGAGGAGCCCCAGGAGCAGAUUCACAAGAUUAGAAUCACUCUUUCUUCCAAAAACGUUAAGAAUCUUGAGAAAGUGUGUGCUGAUCUGGUUCGUGGUGCCAAGGACAAGAGGCUCAGGGUAAAAGGACCUGUGCGAAUGCCCACAAAGGUUCUCAACAUUACCACUAGAAAGUCUCCUUGUGGAGAAGGCACAAAUACAUGGGACAGGUUUGAGCUGCGGGUGCACAAGCGUGUGAUUGACCUUUUCAGUUCUGCAGAUGUUGUCAAGCAGAUCACCUCAAUCACCAUUGAACCCGGUGUUGAGGUUGAGGUCACCAUUGCUGAUUCUUAGAUUCUUCUCUGUUUUCAUUAGGUUGUUGAGUUACUCAUUAUCUGUUCAAGUACUAGUGGUUUGGAGUUUCUUUCUUGGCCGUCUAAAUUAUGGGCUUAAGGUUUUCUUUAUUCCAAUUAAAGUUUUGCAGCUAAACCAGAUACUAAUACUAUUUGAUAUUGGGAAGAGGAUUUGUCCGUUAUUGUGUGGUUUUCUAGAUGAA